CACAGCAUCUACAGCAAGUGAUGAUGUGGCACAAAGCAGUUUUUUAAAUUUUACUGGCAAAUCAGAAGAGGGGCCACAAGGCUGUUAUUUUGUGUUGCCUUCCCACAAGGCUCCUUACCACAAAAUAUGGCUUAGACAGACCUUUUGUUCCUCCAGCUGGGGUAGGCUAUGUCUUAGAUGAUUUCACCAGCACAAGAACUUGCUGCCCUCUACAACUUCAACUUCUCAGACGUCCAAAGAGUAAGUUUUCUUGAAACAAUCCUGUUAUGGUACCCUUCAGUACCAAGCACAGCACAGGUGGACAGCUGUUCCUUGCCAGAAGUCAGACCAGAAAACCUCUGUUUACUUCAAGGACAGUAAAUUUGUUUGUUUUUUAUGUGGAAGGUCACAACAUAUCAGUUUAAAUAUGGGGAUUCUGAGCCACCUAUUGAUCCUCCACCUCCUCUGGGCUGCUUUGGUCUUUUGUCAGUAUGAAGACUAUGAUUUUGAGGAUGAAUAUGGUGGGGAGCCAGAUCAUCAAGUUCCAUAUUAUUUUAACCCAAACACCCCAGUUGAAGCUCCUCAUUUUCCUUUUCCAGUUGAAUGUGCCAAAGAAUGCUUCUGUCCACCAGCUUUUCCCUUAUCCAUGUACUGCGAUCACCGGAAACUCAAGACAAUACCAAACAUCCCCAGUCAUGUCCAACAACUUUAUCUGCAAAACAACAACAUUGAAGCUGUGCCUGCAGGACCAUUCACCAAUGUUACCUUCAUAAGGGAAAUUAACCUCAGCUACAACAACAUUAAAUUCCAUAUGAUUGACCAUGGUGUUUUUGCCAAACUUUCACACCUAGUGCAACUCCAUUUACAACAUAAUGAAUUGGAAGAAUUUCCAUUUCCUCUGCCCAGCUCUCUAGAGAGACUCCUCCUUGGUUUCAAUAACAUUUCCCGGUUACCUGCAAAUGCAUUGGAAGGAUUGCCCAACAUGACCACGCUUGACCUUUGCAAUAACUUACUUGAUGACUCAGUGUUCAAAGAAAAACCCUUCUCAAACAUGAAAAAUUUAAUGCAGCUCAACUUAUGCAACAACAAAUUACAGACAAUGCCUCCUGACCUGCCACCAUCACUUCGGCAUCUUUCUCUUGAAAAUAACUCCAUUUCUCAUAUUCCAGAAAACUAUUUCCACAGACUUCCCCAGAUCAUUGCUCUAAGAAUGUCCCACAAUAACCUGCAGGACAUUCCACACAACACCUUUAAUCUACCCAACCUUCUAGAACUUAAUCUUGGACAUAACAAAUUGAAACAAGUGUUCUAUAUUCCAAGAAGUUUGCAGCAUUUGUACAUUGAAGACAAUGAAAUUGAAAACAUCAACGUUACUGUGAUGUGUCCAACUCUGGACCCGCUGAACAUCAAGCAGUUAACCUACAUACGGGUGGACCAGAACAAGCUCACAAGCCCCAUCAGCACCUACGCCUUCUUCUGCUUCCCUCUCAUCAGAACCAUUUAUUAUGGAGAGCAAAAUGUCACUGCCAGCAGGCCAAGCCAGCUCAGAACACCGGUGUUCCGACGGUUUCUGACACCAGAGGAAUUCCAGGAAGCAGAAGACAACCAUGAAACGCUCAAUCAAGAAACCGAAGAAGAUCAUGAAGCAGAAGACAGCUAUUUUCAUCCUUACUAUCACUGAAGUAAUCCCUGUUAGUGAGCACAUAUGGAAACUUCUCAUUAGCCUGGGUUAUUCAUAUCUGUCCUAGAAGAAGUGGGCAGUUUGGGAUAUUCAAGAUGCAUCUAUAAAGUGGAGAUAGGAGUUUAAAGUAGGUAAAUGUCCCAUUAGUGGUGUAGUAACAAACAAUACUAGGAACAAAGAGCACUCACCCGAGCAUUAGAUAAAGGUCUGACACAUAACCUGGCUUGAUGAUGGGCUCACCUUUGGGUGAGCAGAUGAAGUGAAAGAAAAUAGACCUGAAACUCUGUUCUAAAGUGAUGCAAUUGCAAAAUGACUAAAAUAUAAAUCAGUGUCAUAAUUCAAUAGGAGCAAGUGAUUAAGGGCAAAAAUCCAUUCAGCUCUACAUCCUACAGCUGACAGCAGUAGCAAAGAGAUGCACUAGAGAAAAGGACAAGGGAUUGAGAUUACAAAAUACUUCCACAAGGUUCCUCCACAUCUCCCAGAAAUACAGAUAUUUCUUCUUCCAAUUUCUAACGAGGACAUCACAAAUACAGAGCUUCAAACCUUCCCCAUAUUAUGCUUCAAGUGUCCUGCCAAGCUGUAUUCUAAUAUGCACUUCUUUGGAAGACCUUUAACUAUAACAGUCUUUCAAAGAAGAUUUCAGCUUAUUACUAACACAGGCAAUAAAUAAUCUUUCACCAAGCUGCUGGGAUCUAGGGAAAAGCAUGUGCAUUAACACAACUGAACCAUUAGCAUUUCCAUUUUCCCUAUGCUUCAGCCCAUGCUAUUUUAGAAGAAAAGUAGAAAUGUAAUGUAAUCUUUGCAUUUAGAAUUAUUCAUCAAGUAGGACAGUUACAAAGAAAAGCAUUGCAGACUUUUUAAACUAUUAAUUUAACUAUUAAUUUAUCCCUCUGCACAGCUAAUACCAAUUAGCUGUAUUCUGCUUCAAAGUACAAUCAACAUUGCUUUAAGUAACCUGAAGAAAACUUUGAGCUAUGUAAAUUUUUGUUAUAUCUUAUGCCUAGAAACAGAUCCAGAUAACUACAGGGGAAGAUAACACUAUAGAGCACUUUAUUGCCUUUUGUUAUCACUCCUUGAUUUUUCAGCACUUUUCCCCUGAUAGAGCUUUGCUAGCUGUGAGGAAAAAAAAAAUCCCUCUUUUCAACAGAAAAAUGAAAUUUUUGCAAGUGAUAGAUCCAUACAACAUACUAUCAACUUUGCAUAAUGUUAUGUAGCUGUCCUACACUUAAAGUACAAUGUAAUCAGAUUUCUGAUAGAAUUUGAGAAGCUAGGCAGUUUUCAUUUUUUCUCUUAGAAUUUCAGGGGUUUUUUUAGGCCCAUAUUCAUAUUUAUGGUUUCUGAUGUAUCAACUGAAAUAUUAAGAAAAUGAAAAUAUUUAAUUACUUCUUUUAAAGAGAAAGAUUUAUUGUAAAGCUAUGAAUAUAAAUUUUAAGAAUAUAUACAGGCUUUAAGGACAAUUGGUUGUAAGAAUUUGUGGGUACAAAAUUUAUUCAAUUGUUAUUAAUUUGGGGAUCUUCAGCCAACUAACUCAAGAAAUCUGCUCCUCUCUCCUUCCCCUUUUUGUUAUCUGCAUUCUGAGCAGAUCCAGUAUUCAUAGCAAAGUAUUUUAUGGUCACCUCACAAAUUCACAGUGCUACAGAAUGUUUGCUCUAAAAAAAAAAAAAAAUUAAUGUUUAUCACCCACAAACACCUCUGGGUUUCUGAAAAAAGAACAUAUACAUGUAUUCAUUCCUUAAGUACUCAAUAUCAUUUAUGUACACUAUAUACAAGAAUUUAGAUAUAUCUAUAACUUUAUUGCUUUAUUAAUACAUACAUGUAGUAUUUUAAUCUUUCAACUAUUUCAGAUUUUAAGGGAAUGGUGCACAAAAUGCAAAUUUAGAGAAAGAGGCUUUUUUGAAAGGCUUGCUCAGCUUUAAAAAUAAAAGAACACUAUCCUGCUACAGUAUGAAUAUUACAUCUUUUAUCACAAACUUUCUGCUUUUUAAAGACAUUUAUGAAACAAAGCUUAGCUUUAGUUUUAAAGAAGAAGUCAAAAUAUUGAUGUUAUAUACAUUUCUCAAACUGGAAAUUAUUGAAAACUUCAGACCUGUCUUAUUACACUUGACUCAUUCAGGUGGAACAUGAAAUUUGUAAUACAAGCAGAACUACUACAAGUCACUUUUCUUUCAUAUAAUAUUCUAAUAUAAUCUGUAGCACAUAGGACACUUAUUCCAGAAAGGCUUUUACAGUGGACAGAGAGCUAAAGACUUGGUAGCCUUAGAGAAAUGACAAUUAUAAUAAAGUACUGGAUUAAAGGAUAUCUAGCUGAGUAAAAUUUGCUUUGGUAGCACAGGGAAUGCUGUCUGUCAAAGUCAUGAGGUUUUUUGCCUUCCAAAUAUCUUGGAGUUCUCUGAGGGAAUCAUGAAGGAUGUGGAAAAGGGAGAUCCUGGUCCAAACAGCCUACAAAAAUUCCUAAAGGUUUUUAAGGAAAUUAAAUUGCCACAGAUUAAAAGGCAACAUCACCAACAAAAAUCAAAUAAAGUAUGAGAAACAGCCUGAGAAUAAAUGGUCAGUUCUUGCUGUGGAGGGAAUCUCACUGGUGGGAAAUUUGCAGAGAGCUUGUGCUGGAAUUUAUUGCAUUUAAAAUGCUAGCAAGAGAUAGACAAACCAGGCUGAGAAGUGAGAUGCCAGCAAUGAGUGCUAAGUGUUGCUGGAGAAUGGCUGCAGAAGUUCUCAGCAUGCUAAAACAGCCAGGGGAGCUCAUCACAGUUAAAUGAGAAGUGCUGUCCAUGGAAAUGAUGAUAGUUCCACAUUAAAACUAAUGAAGGAUGACCUCACCAACACCACUCAGGGAGCAAGACUCAGAAGUGCUUCAGUAGCAACAGGUGUUCAGUGAAAACUGGCUCAGCACCCAGGAGUCACAAAAAGGAAACUCACACAUAGAGAGUAACUAGAGACAAAUGGAAAACAAGAGACAUCAAGACACUGCCAUAAAUCUGUGGCUCACCCAGACAAUAAAUGCAGUAUUGAUUUCCAAAGCCUCAGGUAGCUGGUGUAAUUACACAGGGCACAAUUGGAAAAGGAUUAGAGCAAGGUCACCCAAGGUAAGGAUUGGCUUCUAUAUCAACAACAUGGAAUGCACUAGAGCUCAGCAAAGAGAUGGCUGAGGGGGGUACGGAAGAUACCCACAAAAUUAUGGGUUGCAUUGACAGCAAGGGUCUGGGGAUCUGCUCCAGUACAAGGGAAGGACCCAUCAAAUGAAGCUCAUGAGUCCCAUGUACCCGAGGACACAGUGGGUACAGCAGCAAUUUUAGACAUGGUGUUGAGAAAAGACAGAGACAGUAAUGGUGUUCCUUGGAAGAGAUCCAUUAAAAGUCGUUAAAGGAAAUGCAGUAGGGACAAAAGUGCUGAGCUGAAAAUAGCUGGACAAUGAAAGAACAUUUGAAGACAGGACAGAGACAAGGAUCAUAAACCAUUGUUCUACUCUGUCUUCCCAAAGCAUCCGUUCAUGGGCACUGCUGGGCACAGGAUAUUGUACACUAACCUUUACUAUUAAUUCCACACCAGUUCUAUGUUGGCACUAUCCUGAACCAUGUUAACAUGCUGGUACUGCUCCUCACUACCACUGCCUUGAGACACUGUAAAACAAACUUGCUUCAUGUUUGCUCUGGUACUUACUGACAAACUAUACAGUGUUUUAAAAGGAGGAAAUAGGGUCAUAAACUAAGAACUAAACAUGCUAUUUAUUUAAUCAGUAACAGCAAAACCUAACAAUGAAAUAGCUUAAUGAGUUUGUUAACAGCAUAGUCAGAAAAUACAGAAACAAAGCUUGAUGUGAGUUUUAACUCUGAAUCUCCAUGAACAAUUCCAGUAAAGUGCCAACAACCAAAAGUUAUUAUAAAAACCAAAAGAAAGAGAAAUAAAAGUAGUUUAAUCCAGCUAAUUUAUAUUUCUUUCAUUAGCCCAAAAAGUGGGAAUAUAUUUUGCCUUUUCCUGAUAAAUAUUUUUUACAUUUUACUUCAGUAGUCUGGUAGUAAAAGUUAUGUGGAUGAGGACAGAAGCUCCUUUAUAGAAAACAGAUGUUUUACAGUUCACGUUUUCUGACUUAGUUUAACAUAUUCUCAUUCCACUUUUACAAUACAAAUCCAUUUCCUUCUUUGUUGCCCAACCUGAUAAUUGUGAGCUAUAAGCAUAGGCAUUUCCUACCUGAAAAGCAGGAAAGGGGAAUAUACUAUACUUUUAACCAAAAAAGUACACAUCUAAGAGAUUUCACUGUCAUUUUCCAGUACUGCUGCAUGAACUACUCAGCUAUAAGCCAAUUUGUGUAUACACUAUUGCAACUUAUGGAAUUCCACAAAUACAAACACUUUUAAUGUUUUAACUGUUUUGCCCAAAAUUUAUAACAAGCUAAGUAAUUUAAAAAGAAAAUAAAUAGAAACACAACCUUGUAAUUCAUUGCAUUAAUUCAUCUACAGAGGGGAAAAAAAAAUAAAUUCCCCUAUUUCACAAGUACAACACAAGGAAAACAGAUAAACGUGGAGAUGAGCCAUGAACCCAGUAAAGCAGAUGCUCUGAACAACACAAGGAACAGAUGCCUGGAACACUGAAGUAAAAUAUGGAUAAGGCCAGUGAUUCUUGGAGCCCUGACUCAAAUGUCCCUGUGGACAUAGUAACAGCUCUCAACAAAUGAUGGUAUUGUCAUAAGGAAGUAAUGCCAAUUCUGGAAGGAAUUCUAAGAAAUUGUAAUAAAUUGCAGUAGGUUGGCUUUUGUUUCAGGAUAUAACUGAUGUCACAUAGCAAAGCUCAGGAGAACAUGUGUUCAACAGAGGGGUCUGGGAAAAUAGACAGCACUGUUACUCUGGUUAUCAUUUGUCUUUGUCAACCAUAGUUUGAUUUCUGUUUAAUAUUAUGCAUGAUUUUUGCAAUGUGCUUUAUUCAUUUAUAACACAGUAACUGAUAAGUUUUUCUUUUCCAGAAAUGCAAGAAAUAAAGGUAAUGUCUACAGCCUUAAAAAA
Molecule: messenger RNA, 6654 nt
Organism: Haemorhous mexicanus (house finch)
Lineage: Eukaryota; Metazoa; Chordata; Aves; Passeriformes; Fringillidae
Gene: OMD
Product: osteomodulin
Exons: 4
Coding region: 407-1660 (417 amino acids)
Molecular function (GO): protein binding
Source: RefSeq, a predicted model, not a curated record